CCGGUGCCACUUAUCAUUAGAUAUGGCCACCGUUACAGAGUAUGCCGAAGCGUCGUCUUCAACUUGAUUUUGUGAUUUUAACGUAGUGAAUUCUGCUACCGUGGCAGGCGGAAUGUUGUUUUCUGACAAGCAAAUGUUUGUUUUUUCAUGUCACGGGAAGCGGUUGUUACUGCGUGGCAGGCUGGCUGCGAGAGUCUCCUAACUGGCCGCUGCUUGGUCCCGCAGCUUGUCGCAGCUGAAGAAAAUAGAACCAGUUGCCAACCAAGCGGUCGUCACCCAGUGUUCGCUCUGCGCAGAUCCGCGUUUGAAGUUUGGUUUACGGGGUGUUGACUUUUGCAGCUGCCUGGAUUUUUGGCUCUGAGUUUGCUCGUACGUUAAUGCUAAAACUGUUGGCCAUAGACUUGGGUGGCUAACACCAACUAGCUACAUUACCCCAACUCGUGCGACGACAGCUGUCAUUGGAGAAAGGAAAGUGAUCCCCCUCCCUCCUCCAAAUGCAAGCGAAGCGGGUUUCUGUUGGAUUUACAUGAUCUGUCUUUCCAUCAAAUGGGCAAAGUUGGGAAUAACAUUGCAGCGUUGGAAUCUAAUGCUAUGCGUUGUACAUUUCUGAGAACUGCGGUGUUGCUUCAUUGGAGAGAGGCUAGCUAGCUUGUUAGCUUGCUAGCUAGCUAGCUUGCUUGGUGAUAAAAGUGCGACGUUUCAUCUCCCAGUAUUUCGGACAUGAAGAGGAUAAUUCGCUAUUCAUAGGGCUGGAAGAAUGUCAUCAGAGGAUAAAACUGUGGAGCCCUCUGACCAGGGACCCUUACCGCCCUCCAGCAGUGUAGGGGCCACAUCCACAGGAAGUCCUGCCCACGCAGACAAGCGACCACGUGGCAGGCCACGCAAAGAUGCUGCUGUCAUCCUACCCCAGGCACCAUCCUCAUCCCUGCCCAAGAACAGAAAGAAGGGUCGCACCAGAGGAAGGGUUGUUGUAGAUGAGGAGGACAGCAUGGAUGGAAGUGAGAUAACGGAGUCCGUCGGCACUCAGGACACAGAAACCCAAAUCCUGCCAGCAGAGACCGUGGAAGAGAUGGCCAGUGAAGUGCCAGAGAAGGACGAGCCCUCCUGCCCUCUGGCCCAGAGCCCUCCAGCUGAGAAUUCAGCAGGACCAUCUGUCCCAGGGAGUAGAGAAGUGAAAAGCAGUAAGCGUCUCUGUGCCUUCUGUUACUGCGGUGGCCGUAGCCUGCUGGGUCAGGGGGAUCUGCAACUCUUCUGCACCAUGCCUCAGCUUGAAGCAUUAUUCAGUCAGAAGGAUGGAGGAGGCUCGACGAGUGAUGGGAGUGAUGGUGAUAAAACUACUCAGCCUAAAAUGGCUGAAGAGACCACCUCAGGACAGAAGGAAAAGACGAAUGAGUCUGAAAGCUGCGAGGAAGAACCAGAACCAGACCCAGCCAGUCGAUUUUGGGAUGAACUUUCUCAUGUCGGCCUUCCACAAGAUUUUAAAGUCCAGUCUCUGUUUGAGUCAGGGCAAUGCUGGGCACAUCAGAGUUGUGCCUUGUGGUCUGAAGGUGUUUGUGAGGGCGAGGGACAAUCUCUGCUUAAUGUGGACAGAGCCAUUGACUCAGGGAGCACAAAGCACUGUGCAUACUGUAAGCGCCUUGGAGCAUCCAUUAAGUGCUGUGCUGAAGGAUGUGCUCAACAUUACCAUUACCCCUGUGCAGGGGCAGCUGGGACAUUUCAGGAUAUCAGGAGUAUCUCGCUCCUCUGCCCAGAACACAUCGAAUUGGCCAUUCACAAAUUUGUAGAUGAUGUAAAUUGCGCACUCUGCGAUAGCCCGGGGGACCUACUGGACCAGCUCUUCUGCACCAGCUGUGGUCAGCAUUACCAUGGAAUUUGCCUGGACAUGGCCGUGACCCCUCUUAGAAGGGCAGGUUGGCAGUGCCCCGAGUGCAAGGUCUGCCAGACAUGCAAGAAUCCAGGAGAGGACACGAAAAUGCUGGUGUGUGACAUGUGUGACAAAGGCUACCAUACAUUUUGUCUGCAACCUGCUAUAGACUCUCUUCCCACCAAUGGAUGGAGGUGCAAGAGCUGCAGAGUUUGCCUCCAAUGUGGAACACGAACCAGCGGGCAAUGGCACCACACCAGCCUGCUGUGUGAGAACUGCGUCCAAAACCAGGACCCCGCUCUGAGUUGUCCUACGUGUACUUGCAUCCUGGACCCUGAACAUCAUAAAGAUUUACUAUUCUGCCACACUUGUAAAAGAUGGCUACACCUUGAGUGUGAGCGUCAAAACUCAGGCCAAGCAGAAAUCCACCCCAGAGAGGACUAUGUCUGUUCCAGCUGCAAGUCCCCUGCUGCAGAGCAGGCACCACAGGCAGAAGAUAUGGAUACUGGCCCAGAGCUCAGCCCCCAGCCUGUCUCCAUGCACACAGACUCUGAGUCCAGCCUACAGCUGGCUCAAAAGCACACGGACCUAGAACCUGGCACCCAGCAGCCUCCUGAAAUGCACAAUGACCCCAAACCGGAAUUACUUGCUGUUCCAUUGCACUCAGAUCCAGAGCCUGCUCAGGCUACUGUCCAGGAGGAGAAGCUGGCCACAUCAGCCCAGAUGCCUGAAGUCUCAGUGGUAGCAGACGUUGAAAGGCAGGUGACUGAACCAUCCGUCAACAAAGUCCUCACAGAAUUCAAAUCAGAAACAAAACCAGCAGCAAGAACCCAGCUGACAUCUACAGAGAGUCCUGCAUCUUCAACGACACCCUGUCAGGAGCUGGAGACUUUUCCAGCCCAGGUCUCUGCAGAGGCACUACAGUCGCAGGACACCACAUUAAAAAUCAAACCAGCAAUCACGGAGGUCUGCUCUGAACAGGGUAUGGCUAACCCCAGCACAAAGGAUUUUAAGGCCAUCAUCUCAGCCACCAAAGAACCAAGUACUGCACCAGUACCUUUCAUGGACCAACCAGUGGAAGUCUCAUUACUCCAGCCUCCAAUUGUGGAUGUUGUCAGGACUUCUUUUCUGGAAACUGCUCCAGAAGACCUUGAGGAGAUGAAGGAUGGUAUUUUUCACAGGAACCUGGCAGAGACUGUUAACCCUUCAGCUUCUAGUACAUCUGAAGAGAUGGACACUACACUGGAGAACACACCUAAUCUGUCAUUUCCCAGCCUGUUUUCGGAGGAGGGACCCCUCAAGACGUCAGUGGAAAGGCUGGUUGAAAUGGUUUCCGCUUCCUCCUCCCACUCCUCAUCUCUUCUACGCGGGACAUGUCCCAGAGAACUUCCACAGAUCCAGAUCCUACCUUCACUGGGUGACCACAGCAGUAUCACACCCACCACCACUCUCAUACCACUCACCCCAAAGAUUGGAAUGGGAAAGCCAGCUAUCACCAAGAGGAAGUUUUCUCCUGGGAGGCCAAGAGUGAAACAGGGUGCAUGGAGCCCCCAUAGCAGUGUGAGCUCCCCUUUGUCCUGGUCACCAGACCAGUCAGAGGGGUGGGACGUCCCAAAGACCAGGCAGUCCUCUGGCAGCCCCGGCUGGAGCAUCAGAGUGGGUCGAGGCUCAGGCUUCCCUGGGAGGAGGAGGCCCAGAGGGGCUGGUCUAUCAGGUAGAGCUGGACGCGGCAGAGCCAGAGGCAAGAAUGGAGUCCCAUGUCCCAGCAUCAACCCGGGGAUCACCACAAUAGAGACUCCAUACCAAGUCAAGGAGGAAGAGGAGAAUGCCAUGCACAACACAGUGGUGAUAUUCUCCAGCAACGACAAUUUCACUCUAAAACAGGACAUGUGCGUGGUGUGUGGGAGUUUUGGCCUUGGUGCAGAAGGCCGUCUUCUGGCUUGUGCUCAGUGUGGCCAGUGCUAUCACCCUUUCUGUGUUGGCAUAAAGAUCACCAAGGUGGUGCUGAGUAAAGGCUGGCGUUGUCUGGAGUGCACUGUGUGUGAGGCCUGUGGCCAAGCCACAGAUCCUGGCCGCUUGCUGCUGUGUGAUGACUGUGACAUCAGUUAUCACACCUACUGCCUGGAUCCUCCACUGCAGAACGUACCCAAGGACAGCUGGAAGUGCAAAUGGUGUGUGUCCUGUACCCAGUGUGGUGCCACCACACCAGGCCUAAGGUGUGAGUGGCAGAAUAAUUACACCCAUUGUGCCCCCUGUGCCAGCCUUCCAACAUGUCCCAUUUGCCUAGAGGACUACAGUGAAGGCACCAUUGUUGUGCAGUGCCGCCAGUGUGAUAGAUGGUUCCAUGCUUCUUGUCAGGGUCUCCAUUCAGAGGAAGAUGUAGAGAAAGCUGCAGACAGCAGCUUUGACUGCACAAUGUGCCGAACUUUUAAGACCACUAAAGUUAUGACCAAGGCCAGAGACGCCAUUGAGCCUGUAGUCAUGAUGCCGACCAUUACAAAAGCUAAAGAAAUGGAUUUGUCAAGGACCUACACUCAGGAUGGGGUUUGUUUGACAGAGUCUGGGCUAUGCCAACUGCAGAGCUUAUCUGCUACAGCCUCGCGGCGCAGGAAACCCAAGCCAAAGCUGAAGCUAAAAAUCAUUAACCAGAACAGCGUGGCGGUGCUUCAACCUCCUGUAGACCCUCUCUCAGAGCAUUCUCGUGAUGAAGACAUGGAGGACAACAGAGAGGCGGAGCUUAUAGAUUGCGAGGCAAAGUCUGACUCCAGCCUGGAGCGAGAGCCAGUAGAAGACGACUCCAAGGGGGCCGACGGUGGCAAGAAGAGGAAGAGGAAACCGUACCGGCCGGGCAUCGGUGGUUUCAUGGUUCGCCAGAGGAGCCGCCCAGGCCAAGGUCCAGGCAAGGCCAAACGACCCCUCUGCAGAAAAGACUCUUCUGGAUCGGUGUCGGAGAAUCCUACUGGAAAAGAUGAUGGAUGGACUGAAGCACUGCCUGAUACUCCUGUGGAUGAGAUGCCCCCUGGGCAAGAAGUCCCAGAAAAAAUAAAGAAACGUUACAGGAAGAAGAAAACAAAACUGGAGGAGGCCUUUCCCACAUAUCUGCAGGAGGCAUUCUUUGGAAAGGACCUGCUGGACAAGAGCAAGCAGACAAGGCAGCAGGGUGUUGAAUCAGGCUUGCUGGAAGAAGGGCAGAGCCACGUGGAGAGGAAGCACAACACUACCAGCUUCAUGGGCUCUUCUUCAGACCCUCUGCUCAGUGCCUCAGCAACAUCUCUUCCUACCAGACCCACAGCAGCACAGACAUCUGAGGAACCAUUAGUUGAUCUAUCUGAUGUUCUGAACACUGAUGCAGACAUCUUGGGAAUGCUCGGAAAGUCAAGCAAUGACUCUGGUCUUGAUUUUUGCCCCUUCCAGGUUGACAGCUCGCCUCCUCCUUUUGCUGGUCUGGACAUCGGAUCCCUGUCAGAUAGUUCCCCAGUGGCUCCCUACUCUCAGGCUGGCCGGAGGACACCUCGAACUCUCCCUGAGGAACCCCUGGACGGCAUUCUUAGCCCAGAGCUAGACAAGAUGGUCACUGAUGAAUCGAUUCUCAGCAAACUUUACAAAAUUCCAGAGCUGGAAGGUAAGGAUGUGGAGGAUCUCUUCACAGCAGUCCUUAGCCCUAGCACAAGCCAACCACCUCCCCCACCACAGUUGCCUCACCCCCAGGGUCCAGGGCCUCACCCUGCCACACCUGGUACAAGCAUGCCUCACCCCAACACAGGUAAUCCCAUGUUUCCAAGGAUGCCAAUGAUCAAUGGUAUGAUGGGACCAAACCAGCGCUUCCCCACAAAUCCAGGAGCAGGACCCUGUAUCCCAGAAAACUUCUCCCCCCUUAACCGUAUGCCUUUCUCUGACAAUCCAAGGGAUAGAAAGUUUAAUCAGAUGCCCAGAGAGGCAGUAGGUCCAUGGACCUCCCCUGGCCAUUGCCCUGGCCCUACACCCCCUGGAUCUCUGCCCGAGGCUGAGACUGAAGCCAUGUCAAAUGCCCAAAGGAGCACACUCAAGUGGGAGAAGGAGGAGUCACUUGGAGAGCUAGCCACUGUUGCGCCAGUCCUGUAUACCAAUGUCAACUUUCCCAAUCUCAAAGAGGAAUAUCCAGAUUGGUCUACAAGAGUAAAGCAAAUUGCAAAACUUUGGAGGAAAGCUAGUUCACAAGAUAGGGCCCCAUAUGUGCAAAAGGCAAGAGAUAACCGAGCAGCCCUGCGCAUCAACAAAGUCCAGAUGUCGAAUGAGACGGUGAAGAGGCAUCAUCCACAGCAACAGCCCCCUGAGGUGUUUGAUCCCAACAUACCACUAGACACAGAACUGCUGUUUAAAGACCCUUUGAAAACAAAAGAGUCAGAGCAUGAACAAGAGUGGAAGUUUAGACAGCAAAUGAGGCAGAAAAGCAAACAGCAAGCCAAAAUUGAAGCCACUCAGAAAUUGGAGCAAGUUAAGAAUGAGCAACUCCAGCAACAACAGCAGCAGCAACAACAGUGCAACAGCCAGUCAGAGGGAGAUGGCAACAUCAGUGGAAACCAGAGCCCAGCCUCCCAGCCCAGCAAUGGCAGCAUGUCCCCCAUGCAGCAGCUCAACUCUAAAGAAGCCUUUGCCAGGCCACAGCUACCAGGAACGCCUACCUCAGGCCUUCAAGAGGAUGUGUUCUUAAGACCCCCUCCUCCCCCUCCAUCUGGCCCUUCUUCCCAACCUCAGUCCCCACAGGUAUUCUCACCCGGUUCCUCCGGUUCCAGACCUUCAUCUCCAUGGGACCCAUAUGCCAAGAUGGUUGGAACCCCAAGACCUCCGACUCUUGGGCCAAAUGCAUGUCGUAGGAUUGCAGUGGAAUCUGGCAAAUCCCCCACUUCCUUGAUGGAGCAGCAGGACAGAGGUCGACCAUCUCCUGCUCAUGAAUCCUUUGGCUCACCAACAUCCAUGAGCAGUGAUCCUUAUGCCAAACCUCCUGACACCCCAAGGCCAUGUGGAGAAAUUGACCCUUUUUUGAAGCCCAUGGGUCCACCCAGAGCCAGUCAGGCUGCUCAGGGACGACCCCCAAUGGGUUCUCCAGGUAGAGACUCCUACUCAAGGCCCAUGAUAAGAAAUGAGGCUUAUCAACGUAUGGCCCAGAACAGGAUGAUUUUGUCUGACCCAUAUUCAAGGCCUUUACUAACACCAAUCCCUGGAAGUAAUGAGUCUGGCUCAGUUCCUCUGUUCAAAACACCUAUGCCCCCUCCUCAGACUCAGGAUCCCUUCAGCCGACCAGGUCUUCAUCCUUCUGACCGAUAUCCCCAGAAUCCACAGAAUGAUCUCUUUGCUCAGCCUCUGCAUACCCCAAGACCAUCUGGGAAUGACAACUUCACCAGUCCCCCUAGAAUGAGCCAGCAUCACCCACAGGGGCACUCAUUUGUUCAACCAGGACCAAUGACUCAAAUGUCAAGAAAUCCUUAUGCUCAUGCACCUUCCACUCCAAGGCCAGACCACUUUACAUAUGACCCCUUUGCCCAACCUUCUGGUCCCAUCAAGCCAGCUACUGACCCAUUUUCUCAGUCUGCAGUUAACCAGAGACAGUUUAAUGAAUCCAGUGCUCAAUCUCGUCCGUUUUUUGAGCCCUAUGCUCGACCCCCUGGCACCCCACGUCCACAUGACAACUAUGGUCAGCCAUCAAACAACCCUAGCCCAUCCUCAGACCCUUACUCACAGGCUCCUUCUACUCCACGCCCCAGUGGGAUGAACCAGUUUACUCAUCAGGCGCACCCUGGACAAAGGAUGUCACCGUCCCACGCAGUAGACCCUUAUGCUCAGCCACCAGGUACUCCACGGCCCUCAAUUGGAGAGAGGUUUUCCAAGUCACCAGGCAGCCAGAGAGGAGCAAUAGAGCCAUUUACUAGCACACCCGGGACAUCAAGGCCAGGAAAUAGUGACAUGUAUUCUCAACCUGGGACCCCUAGACCAAUGCUUAAUGACCCCUAUGCCCAGCCUCCGGGGACCCCACGUCCUGGUCCUGAUGGACUCAGCAGACAAGUGCCAAGGCCAGGGCCAAUGGGAAGCCAGGAUCCUUUCCAGUCACCUCAAGGAAGGCACCAAGAGCCUUUUGCUCAUCCAGGCUCUCAAACCCCAAAACACUCGAGUUUGUCUGAAGAUGGAUUUACUCGGUCCCCCUCCAGAAGACCUGGCCAGACACCUGGCCACGACCCAUUUGAACAUGCCCCCAUGACCCCCCAUCCUCAGUCAACAGAGAAAAUGGAAAUGAAAGAUCAGUCAGGUGUGGGCAACAAUGUAACCACCCCCCAGGAGCCUGGCCAGCUGUCAAACAACCCACAAAUACCUGGUGCAUCCUCUGAGGCUCAUUGUGUUGCUCUUGCUGAGACUGAGGAGAGACUCAGACAGAGACAACGAAUUAGAGAACUAAUCUUAAAGCAGCAGCAACAAAGGAGUGCAAUUCGACAGGAGCGGGGCCCUCAGGAGCCUACUGGUGGCAAUAUAACCCAAGGAGCACCACGACCCUGGCCUCUGGAGGGCCAGGGGGAAAUAUUCAACCGACCACCUCCACCUUAUCCCGGACAAGGACCUGUUAGAGGGCCAAUGAGGUUUCCUGGACCUUUUCCAGGGGAUCCACGCAUCUCUUUCCCUAACGAGGGACAAAUGCCUCGGGGCCCACAUCUUGGGGAUCCUAAUUUGAGACAUCAGGGACCAAGGUUUGCAUUUCCUCCUGGAGUCAUCGGACCACAUGGGCCGCAAGAGUUUUUCCCUCGGGGCCAACAUCCAAUGCAGGAUGUUCCUCCACAAAUGAGACGCUCCAUGUCUGCAGAAAUGGCAAAGAGCAUGGGAGGCAACCCCAUUGGAAUACCCCAGCACUUCCCACCACGUGGUAUGCCGGUGCAGCAGCACAACAUAAUGGGCCAGCCUUUCAUCGAGCUACGACACAGAGCUGCAGAAAACAGGCCACGCAUGCCAUUUCCACCAGGUCCCAUGCAAGGAAGCAGCAGUGAUUCCAACUUGCAAGUUCAACGGCCAGCAGGUUUUCCAGGAGCACCGGAUUCAAGGUUUCCCUUAAAUCAGGGGUCCAGGAUGGUAGACCACAUGUCCAGCCAGACUGGCCAUGUUCAGCUGUCUGCCAGCAUGGACAAUCUUCAUCAGCAAACUCAAAUGUCAGCUAACACACUCAAACAGUCUCCUCUGAUGAGAUCCAUGAGCCAGCCUGCAUCAAAUGAGACCCAGAACAUGAUGGCAUCAAUGACUCUGACUGCACCCCCUGCUGGUCAUACUGAGUCUGUCUCAGUGCCCAGCAGUGAUGCUGUGGAGGAGAAAUUGGAUGCAGAGGAAUCUGCAGUCAAAGAUCUUGAGGAUGUAGAGGUGAAGGAUUUAGUGGAUGCUGACUUGGAAAACCUAAAUUUGGAUCCUGAAGAUAGUAAAGACCUAGACUUGGAGACCAAUGACCUACACCUUGAUGACUUCCUAACAUCUGGGAAAUUUGACAUCAUUGCAUAUACAGAUCCUGACUUGGAUGACAUAAAGAAAGACAUGUUUAACGAGGAAUUGGAUCUCAGUGAUCCGAUGGAUGAUAAUGCUGACACUACUACGGACAUUAACAAAACUGAAACUGAAGCUUCAUCCAGUUCAGCAUCAGCACUUGAAAAAUCAGAGGCCUCAAGUGAGCAGUCUUUAUGUGAUGUUAAGCUGGAAGCCAUUGGCAAUCAGGACUCUACUGCUUUAACACCUGGUAAAGAAAUUAAAACCGAGGUCAAAGACUGUCAAAAACAACCCGAGGUGGUAGGUGGAAACACCUUAACAACCAACCAGCAAGGAUUGUUCUCUGACUCCACCCCAGUCCUUUCUAGUUUACUCAUUAAGCAGCAGCCUGAGGAGCAGUCAUUAAAUCAAAUUGUUGAAUCUGUCAGUCAUGGAGGUAACCUAAUGCCCCAGCAGAACCAAGUCACUGACACUCAGCAUACCUCAGGACUUUCAAUGAGUCAAACAAUAUCUGACAACGCUGCAGGAGAAUCCUCUAUGACUGGCUUUGGAGCAGACCACCAGGCGGGGAUAACCCUUGGAGUGGACCCGAACAAUCUGAGUCAGGCCCAGCAAGCCGCAUUGAACCAGGCAUUGGGUCAGCAUGGCCAGCUACAUCGUCCUCUACUGCUGGAGGAGCAGCCACUCCUAUUGCAAGACCUUCUAGACCAGGAGAGGCAGGAGCAACAGCAGCAAAGGCAGAUGCAAGCCAUGAUACGACAGCGUUCCAGUGACUCCUUCUUCCCCAACAUAGAGUGCACUGAUUUAUUUGUAGACUUUGAUGCCAUCACCGACCCCAUCAUGAAAGCGAAAAUGGUUGCCCUGAAAGGAAUCAACAAAGUCAUGGUUCAGAACAACAUGGGAAUGCCUCCGGUAGUCAUGAACAGGUUUCCUCCUGGUCCUGUUCCUGGUCCUGGUCCUGGUCCUGGUCCUGUUCCUGUUCCUGUUCCACCUUGUCCUGAAAGUACACCACUUCCUCCUAAAGUUGUUGGACAGGAUGGGAAAUUGACACAAGUUGUGAGACCAAAUCCUCCUAACUUUGGACCAGGAUUUGUCAACAAUGCUCAGAGGGCUCAGUAUGAGGAGUGGCUCCAGGAGACUCAGCAACUACUUCAAAUGCAGCAGAAGUUUCUGGAAGAGAAGAUUGGAGCUCAUAGAAAGUCUAAGAAAGCUCUGUCUGCCAAGCAGAGAACAGCAAAGAAGGCAGGGAGAGAGUUCCCCGAGGAGGAUGCUGAGCAGCUCAAACAUGUCACAGAGCAGCAGGGUGUAGUGCAGAAACAACUGGAGCAGAUCCGCAAGCAGCAGAAGGAGCAUGCUGAACUUAUAGAGGAGUACAGAGUGAAACAACAGCAGAACAGUAUGACACCUAUCAUGCCUGGGAUGCACCCGAUGCCAGGUCCUGCAGGCAUGGGCCCCAGUGGACCAACAAUAGUCCAGCCUCCCAUGAACCCUAUGAUGCAGGUGCCACUUCAUCCUGGCCAAACAAAUAUACCUCCACGUAUGCCCAACCCACCACCUGGCUGGCAUCCAGGUGCUCCCAUGCCCAUGGGUGGACCAGGCAUGCCACCGAUAAUGCCCCCCCAGGUACCUGUGGGAAAUCCAGGUCAACACCAUCAGAUGCCAAUGGGUAACAUGCCCCAGCACCCACAAAUGGCUGUGGAGCCCCAGGCAGCAUCAGUUCCACCAGGUGGGGUAAAACCCAUGCAAGGAGGUGGUGUGAAGUUUGAUGACAACAACCCAUUCAGUGAAGGCUUUCAGGAGCGGGAGAGGAGGGAGAGGCUUCGUGAGCAGCAGGAGAGACAACGGGUGCAGCUCAUGCAGGAAGUUGAACGACAGAGAGCCCUGAAACACCGAAUGGAAAUGGAGCAGCAAGGGAUGAUGGGGCCAGACGUGAACAUGGCACCUCUCACUCAGAUGCCAUUUUAUAAUGCAGAGCUUCCUCAAGACUUCAUGCAGCCUCAGAGGCCUCCUCUACAACAGCCCCUGGGACAUGUGUUUCCCCAGCAGCAGGGCAUGCAGCCAGGAAUGGGUUCACCACCUGGAGCGUUUAUGCAAGGUGACAGGAGAGCUUUGAUGGGCAAUGGGAUGAUGCCCCCAGAUAUUGGGCCUGGUUUUGGCCCUGAUAAUCUUCCCCUGCAAGCACCUAACUUUCCUCAAGGUCAGCCAAGGCCCCGACAGUUCAGUGGCCCAGGAAUGAUGCCAGGCGAGACUCUGACAUUUGACACCUCUACACCUCUACCAUCUAACUUUCCAGGUUCAGGUCAGUCUCUUAUCCAGCUGUACUCCAACAUCAUCCCAGAUGAGAAAGGGAAAAAGAAGAGGAGUCGCAAAAAGAAGAAAGAUGAUGAUGCAGACUCAGUCAAAACACCUUCAACUCCACACUCGGACCUAACAGCCCCCCUCACACCAUGCGUCUCCGACACGUCCUCAACUCCAACCAGAAACACCCAUCUCUUUGGAGACCAGGACUUGUCAAGGUCCCCAUUACUAGGAUCUUCCACCCCCAGUCACUCAGAACUGGAAAGACAGCUUUCUGGUGGAGGACAGUCUGGACAAUCUGGUCUCUCAUCAGACACAGCAAAGGCGCAGGCACAGGAGCAUGACCGCAUCCUCAACAACAUAAAGCUGGAGCAGAUUGAUGCCAGUGAAUGUCACGGGCCCAUAGGCUCAGAAAUGAGCUACGUGAAGGAGGAGGGUAGUAAAGGGAGCACGUCUCCAUUCCUUGCUGGGCAAAGUCCAAGCAAGGGUGAAGCUGGUAAUGAACUACUAAAACACCUUCUGAAGAACAAGACUACACCCCCUUCUGGAUUACCCCAGCAGAGGUUAGAGGAGAGCCUACGCUCGGAGGAGGAGGAGCCUGUAGACUGCAAAUCCCUGCUUCGGCAAAGCUCUAUGGACAGCAAUGGGGCUUACUCUGAUGGCACCCUUGACUUUCCUGGGCCUCUGCUCCCUGAACAGGAGAAAAAGAAGGGGAGGAACAAGAGGGCACCUAAAGGAGGAGAGAAACCUGCGUCUCGCUACAAGAAGAGGAAGAAGGAAGGGGAUGAGAGGCAGUUGAUGCACUCUGGCAAUGACGCUGUAAUGACCCAAAUCAAACAGCAGCUCUCCCUGCUGCCCCUCAUGGAGCCCUUAAUUGGGGUCAACUUUGCUCACUUUGCUCCCUACGGUAGCGGUCAGCUCAAUGGAGAGAAUCUCUUAUCUGGUACUUUUGGCAGUGCAUCACUAGAUGGAGUCUCCGAUUAUUACUCCCAGCUGGCCUACAAGCAGAGUAACCUGAGUAAUCCACCAACACCACCGGCAUCUCUUCCUCCCACCCCACCACCUGUAAACCGACAGAAAAUGAUCAAUGGGUUUGCCACAACAGAAGAACUGGCAAGCAAAGCUGCUGCUAUGGUGUCCAAAGGUUUGGUACCAAAGCCACUACAUGUCCCAUUUAGGACGGAGGAAGAUCUUCUCGCUAGGGCCAUUGCACAGGGACCCAAAACAGUGGAUGUUCCAGCCUCGCUCCCCACCCCUCCACACAACAACCAGGAGGAGCUCAGUAACAGAGGUCAGGAGCCUUGCAAAGACCGAGACACACCUGACAGUUUUGUUCCAUCGUCAUCUCCUGAGAGUGUGGUUGGCAUGGAGAUCAGCCGCUAUCCAGACCUUUCUCUCGUGAAGGAAGAGCCGCCAUCCCCUUGUUCGUCUCCUGUCCUCCCCAUGCUUCCUCCACCUGAUGGCAAAGGCUCAGUGAUAAAACUGCAAGAUAUCAAGAGUGAGCCAUCUGCAAUGUUCUUCGGCUCCCCCUUUGACCAUGUGUCUAAUGAAUCCAAACAAAGGCUGGUGUCUGUUGCGAUCACACUGAGACCAGCUGCAGCUGAGAACAUCACAGGUGUAGUGGCAGCCAUUUCAGACCUACUGUGUGUGAAGAUCCCCAGCAGUUAUGAGGUCAGCAGCACCCCAGACAGGGGGCCACUCUCUAUGCACAGUGGUCACAAGAUGGGCCCCCAUGGCAUGGAGCCUCGGCCUCCUGUGCUCUUCCAUGGACAUGGAGACAAUGGAGGGCUUCAUGGGCGGCCGGGACACAUGAUAAGACCCGGUGGAGCGCAGGCGAUGAUGCAACAGCAGCAGCAGGCACAUCAUUUUCGCUUCCAUCCCAACAGCCCAGGUGCUGCGUUACUUCGAGGACCUGACCAGAAAACCCCUGCAAGCCCUGGAUGUAAACCGCAGUGGUGCUGCCACUGUAAGGUGGUGGUUCUGGGAAAUGGAGUACAGAAAUCCAUCAAAGAUAUCCCUGCCCACAUGAAGGAAUCUGAAGGCCGUUUGAAAUCUGAGGAAGACCUGGUCUUCUGUAGUCACAGCUGCUUCCUCCUGUUCUGCUCCUCACCACCACUGCAAUCCAGAACAGCCUCAGAAACCAAGCAAUCGGUGUCCCUCCUCCCAGCCUCGCAGCAAACUGAGUGCCUUUCUAAAGCUCAGCACCAGUACAGUAACAACAUGUCAUCACUAGAUGUUCAUUGCCUGGCCCAGCUUCAGCCCAAGCAGUCUCCCCCUUCGACCCCUCCUAUUCCCUUCCCCCCAGCAGGUGAAACACCAAAGAUGGAAUUAAAGUCUGAUGCCAUCAAAGUGACAGUAAAGUUGAAGGCCCGGCCAAGGUCCCAUGAUGGCUGGAACCAGGGAAAACGACAGAAAGGGCUGCGCUGGAGAAAGUGGACUGUCCAGAUAGUUGUGCCUAGAGGGAAUUCCCAACUCCCAGACGAGGAUAAAAUUGAUGAUCUCCUCAAGAAACUUGGGGCCUCCCUUCGCACUCCUGCCCUACUCCUGGAUCACAGACGUUGUUGUUUUUGCCACCAGUUUGGUGACGGAAACACCGAUGGCCCUGCUAGACUGCUUAAUCUUGAUCUUGAUGUAUGGGUUCACCUAAACUGUGCCCUAUGGUCGACCGAGGUGUAUGAAACCCAGGCUGGGGCCCUUAUCAACGUGGAGCUUGCACUGCGCCGAGGUCAAACCGUACGCUGUGCCUACUGCCAGCAGACUGGAGCCACCAGUGGCUGCCAUCGCCUCCGCUGCACCAAUGUCUACCAUUUCACCUGUGCUCUGCAAGCUCAUUGCACCUUCUUCAAAGAUAAGACCAUGCUGUGUCAUGCCCACCGGCCUCGUGGAACAGCAGGACAAGCGCUGGAGCAUGAGCUGCGUUGCUUUGCUGUCUUUCGACGUGUCUACGUCCAAAGAGACGAAUUGCGUCAGAUCGCCGCUGCAGUGCGGCACCCUGAGUUGGGCUACACCUUUCGAGUCGGCAGCCUGGUGUUGCAUGCAAUGGGCCAACUAACGCCCCCACAGAUGGCAGCUUUCCAUUCCACAACAGCCAUCUUUCCAAUCGGCUAUGAGGCUUGCCGCAUUUACUGGAGCAUGCGCCACGGCAACCGCCGUUGCCGUUACAUCUGUUCUGUUGAAGAAAGAGAAGGAUUGCCAGAGUUUACAAUUAGAGUCAUUGAACAAGGCUACCAAGACCUUCUGCUGACUGACAAUUCUGUUAAAGGUGUGUGGGAUAAGGUUCUGGGUCCUGUAGCUGAGAAAAGAGCCGAAUUGGGGACCCUGAAACUCUUUCCUGUUUACCUGAAAGGAGAGGAUCUGUUUGGGCUCACAGUCCCUGCUGUUACCAAGAUCACUGAAUCGCUCCCAGGAGUGGAGGCCUGUGACAGGUACUCGUUCCGUUACGGACGGAACCCUCUUGUGGAGGUGCCUAUCAUUUUCAACCCAGCUGGCAGUGCCCGUGCGCAGCCAAGGACGAGUUCUCGCUACACUUCACUGAUCAUAAGGCCACAUCCACAGGCUGUAUCCAGCAGCAACGCCAGGUCUAAUCAGAAUGUGGCCCAAGGAGAAGGUGGCGCACCCCAUAGCAAGCCUCCAGUAGUCCACCCCAGGUCUUCUCAGUACCGCUGGAUGAAGAGUGAGUGGAGAGCCAAUGUGUAUCUGGGCCGCUCCCGCAUCCAGGGCUUGGGGCUGUUUUCUGCGAGAGAGAUCGAAAAACAAACCAUGGUGAUCGAGUACAAUGGAACCAUCCUCCGUAAUGAGGUCGCCAUCAGGAAGGAGAAGACCUACAGAACUCAGAACCGGGAAGUGUUCAUGUUCCGCAUCGAUAGUGAACAUAUUGUCGAUGCGACUCGAAACGGAGGGCUUGCAAGAUAUAUCAACCACUCUUGUGCCCCGAACUGUGUUGCUGAGGUGGUAACGUUCGAGAGGGGUUACAAAAUAAUCAUCACCUGCAAUCGCAGACUUGAAAAAGGAGAGGAGCUGUGCUUCGACUACCAGUUUGACGCCGUGGAGGAUCGGCACAAGAUCGCCUGCCAGUGUGGAGCUCCCGAGUGCAGGAAGUGGAUUAACUAAGAAAAAACGACAAACCUAAAUGCAUUCCUUGCUAUAGUGUGUGGAUGCUGUGGAUCUCUGCUCAGAGGAAUGGAGGCUUCACACUUUAGUCAUUUUUAUGAACCCUUGGAAGGAGAUGAAUGAAUUUACACAUUGGUUCAUUAAGAUCACGGAGAGACCAUGUUGUGGAGGAAGGGGAAACGUUAAUACAGUAGCAGGAUGUGACUUGUGCCAUAUUGUGAGGGGCUGUGUUGUGUGAGAAGCCUCUAGUCUGACUGUGUGUGUGUGUGUGUGUGUGUGUGUGUGUGUGUGUGUGUGUGUGUGUGUGUGUGUGUGCGCGCGUGUGUGUGUUCGGUGUACAUGGGGUGCGGAAUCCACCAGCGAAUGAGAAAGCACUGUGCAGGGUGCGGCCUUAUUGCGUACUAAGGGCAGGCCCUUUUGUUACAUACUGUUAAUGUAUACCGUAUGACUAAAUGUAGACAUCACUGAAUGAGGAAUGUACAGCAACGAAUACUGCGAAGGGAAUAUUAACUUGCACUAAAAAAAAAAGAAAAUAAACAAAAACAAAACACAUACACACAAAAACUUUUAAAAUACUUGAUUCCAUGAGUCAGUUUUAUCAUAGGUCUCUGUCAUGUGAUUUGUGUGGAAUUUGAGAGGUUUUGUAUUUAUUACUGAAUGAAUGAAUUUUAUUCUCAAAAUGAUGAGAUUGUGUUGAAGAAGGCUAGAUUGCUAUUGUUUUUGAAGACUGAAGAAGACAUGCUGUUACUUUUUUGUAUAAAUGUACAUAAAGAAAACUAUAGGAAUAACCGACCAAAUACUACCUUAACCUUCUUGAUGUUUGGGUGUUUUUUUGAACUGUUUCUGUUCUGUUUGUCAUUGAAAUUUAUUUAAGAUGGACGUUAUUUCAGUUUGAGAGUAUAUAUUAUGAUUAUUCUGUACAGAAUUUGUAAUAUAACCACAAUAAUUCGCAAAGUAUUUUUGUUGUAUUAAAAGUAAGGUAUUGUAGCGUAUUGUUUUGUGACUUACACAUACUUUGACCACUCAAAAAAGAAAUAUUUUUGUCGACUAGCACAAGUUAUCAGUUACAGAAUUAAAAAGGAAAAAAAAAGACUUCACGAUAGUAAGAGAUCAUUAUAAUCUGAUUGCUGUUAAUCAGGUUUAAUUUUAAAGAACUGUGAAUUAGGUUUUAAAACCCAAAAAAAACAGCUUUUUAACUUUUUAACACAAAUAGGAACACCAACAAUGUAUUUAUCUGUUUCUGUUUUUACUUUACUUUUAAAACAAGGUGCAAACGUCUAAUGGUGUUUUGAAUUAGACGAACCGGUCUGUGUGUGACACAAAGACAUGGAAUCAUGGGGUUGUUCUACCUUUUUGAACAGAAAUGGCAUUCUCCUUAAUCAGAAAUAUUUCUUAUACUGACACUUCACAAGUCACAUGCUUAGAAGCGGAAGAGUUUUUGCGUGCACAAUUUCAAGUUGACUGUAAAAUUUUGGAGACAGUCCUAGAACUUGUAAUGUAUAUGGCAUGUAUUUUUUUAACUUUCCGAAGACUCAAUUGUAUAUAUUUUCUCAAUGAAUGGUUGUAACAAAAUUGUUUCUUGAUAUUUUUCUUCUCUUGUAUGAUAUUACAUCAUCCUGCCAGUGUGUUUGUGCAACAUUUUCUUGGUCGUGUAAAGUAGUCAGAAUUUUUCUUUCUUUGUUCCUUUUGUUUUUCUUCUUUUUUUUUUGAAAAUGCCUUUUGAAGUGUACAGAUUAUGGAGUUUGUGGAAUUGAAUUUAGAAACAUUUACAAAAAUAAACUAUUUUACAUGUUA
This is a messenger RNA of Solea solea (common sole), 17554 nucleotides long. It is a transcript of the gene kmt2cb, whose product is annotated as lysine (K)-specific methyltransferase 2Cb. Gene Ontology annotation, molecular function: transcription coactivator activity; histone binding; histone H3K4 methyltransferase activity. The record is from RefSeq and is a predicted model, not a curated record. The transcript is spliced from 61 exons. The coding region runs from base 758 to 15760 and encodes 5000 amino acids. Lineage: Eukaryota; Metazoa; Chordata; Actinopteri; Pleuronectiformes; Soleidae. Gene Ontology annotation, biological process: positive regulation of transcription by RNA polymerase II. Gene Ontology annotation, cellular component: nucleus; MLL3/4 complex.